This is a messenger RNA of Pocillopora meandrina, 339 nucleotides long. The record is from the annotation of a GenBank genome assembly. NCBI's taxonomy places the organism in Eukaryota, Metazoa, Cnidaria, Anthozoa, Scleractinia, Pocilloporidae.
AUGCUACAUCCUAACAAGUGGAAGGACAGAAUGAAAAGCAAGAUGAAAGGUUUUUAGUCCAUUUUCAUUUUCAAAGGCUUAACAAACCUUCUAGGAAAAACCAUACACUGGUCACAGGAACCCUUCAUUAGAAAUGCUGGCAUUCACAACCUAUUGGUGGAGAACCACCGUGAAGAACUGACUUACUAUUUACACUUUUCAAACUCUGAAAGAAAGCCACCUUGUGGCAAUGCAUAUUAUGAUCAAAUAGGCAAGAUGUGCCUACCCUUUUCACCAUUUUGGAUAACAUUUAAAAUGCAUAAAAACUCUCCAAAAACCUGUCCAUGGUUAAAGCUAUAA